This is a messenger RNA of Corticium candelabrum, 1092 nucleotides long. RefSeq lists its product as uncharacterized. The transcript has 3 exons. Gene Ontology annotation, biological process: double-strand break repair via homologous recombination. The record is from RefSeq and is a predicted model, not a curated record. Lineage: Eukaryota; Metazoa; Porifera; Homoscleromorpha; Homosclerophorida; Plakinidae. Gene Ontology annotation, molecular function: four-way junction helicase activity; nucleic acid binding; 3'-5' DNA helicase activity. Gene Ontology annotation, cellular component: chromosome; cytoplasm. Bases 1 to 1092 code for a protein of 363 amino acids.
AUGAGGACUUCUGGUGGAAAUUCACUGUGUUAUCUGCUACCUGCUAUGAUCCUGUCUGGUUCAUGCAUUUUUGUUAGCCCUUUGAUAUCACUGAUGGAUGAUCAAGCCAAAUGUCUGUAUCCUCCUCUAUUUCAAGGCCUAACAGGGUCUCUUGUCUUUCUUAUUUCAGUCUACAUGUCACCCGAGACAAUUACUAGAAAGUUUUUCAGGAAUGCAAUGUCUGAGAGAUUGAAAGAUGUUACUUCCUUCAUUGCUAUAGAUGAAGCUCAUUUAAUUGAAGACUGGGGUAAAUUUCGCCCUGCUUAUAAAAAGCUUAACUAUAUCCGUUCCUGUCUACCGUCUGUCCCACUCAUGGCUCUUUUAGCAACAGCUCCACGUCAUCUUAUUGUUUCAGUCACUCAGCGGCUAAAUAUGCCUGAUUAUGUCCUAGUGUCUGGAUCCUUGAAUCGGCCCAACCUCUUCUUUUCUUUGGAUUUAUCCGAGUCUAUGUUGUCUGUAUUUCACUCACUUUCUUCAAUGUUGUCAUCAGUCAAGUCUCCAGAAGUAAUUCCUAAGACAUUGAUAUUUUGUAGAGCUAAGGACACCCUGUACGGUGUUUAUGUUCAUCUCGUCCGUAGCUUUAGUGCUGCCACCAAGGGCUGUGUAGGUCAGUAUCAAGCGACGAUGUCUCUAGAGGGUCGGUCACAACAUUAUGAGAAUUUUAAGAGUGGAAGGCAGAGAGCAAUGGUAGAUACAAGUGCAUUUGGUCUUGGGAUAGACAUUGAUGAUAUCACUGAAGUAAUCUUGUUUGGUGUGCCAGACAAGGCAUCAGAAUUGGUGCAGUUAGCUGGUCGUGCAGGAAGAGACUCAAGGCGAUUGUGUCCGGUUAGAUUUGUGGCACAUGCCCGUGAUCUUAAAUACACUGGGCCUGACGUCGUAAAACUUUGUUCAAAUACAUCUUGUUUGCGGAAAGUAAUAAUUCGUGACAUUUUGCAGUCUGAGGAGCUUUUACCAGCCUCUUCUGCUCUUCUAGUGAACGUCCAGGUGUGUUUUUCACCGAAAUACCAUGUACAGAUGAUGGCACUCCAAUUCCUUGUAGAUCUGGAGCUUUGA